Messenger RNA from Ananas comosus (pineapple), 907 nucleotides. RefSeq names its product RNA-binding protein 48. Gene Ontology annotation, cellular component: nucleoplasm. The record is from RefSeq and is a predicted model, not a curated record. Gene Ontology annotation, molecular function: RNA binding. Bases 54 to 701 code for a protein of 215 amino acids. The transcript is spliced from 8 exons. NCBI's taxonomy places the organism in Eukaryota, Viridiplantae, Streptophyta, Magnoliopsida, Poales, Bromeliaceae.
AUUUUUUCGUUUUGCCCCCUGAAUACUUUCUCCUUCGCCACCACUCGUCCCUGAUGCCGCGAGAUCGCGACGAACCCGCCGCGGUUCGCGUCUACACGGUGUGCGACGAAUCCAAGUAUUUGAUUGUGAGAAACGUGCCCUCUUUAGGAUGCGGCGACGAUCUCAUGAAGUUGUUCGGAUCGUAUGGGACGGUAGAAGAAUGCAAACCCAUGGAUGCUGAGGAAUGUGAACCAUACACAGAUGUUUUCUUUAUCAAAUUCUCACAGGUCAGCAAUGCAAGGUUUGCAAAGCGGAAAUUGGAUGAGUCUGUAUUUUUGGGUAACCGACUACAGGUGUCAUAUGCGCCUCAAUUUGAGAGUCUCUCGGAUACAAAGGAGAAACUUGAGGUCAGGAGAAAGGAAGUUUUAGGCCGAAUUAAAUCUGCAUUUGGGUCAACAUCUCAGGCUUCAUCAGAUGGUGGUUCAGAGUUUCAAAAAAGCUCUAAAAAAAGGGAAUAUGGAAUGGUGAAUCGAACUUCUCAUGCUGAACAUUUUCCUCUCAAUCAUGUGUCCUCCAACAAGGAUUAUUUUCCAUCGCCGUCGAUGAACGAGACUGUAAGAUUAGUUAGGGCAAAGCUUGAUAAGAUUCAAUCUACUGCUGAGAAAUCACAAGCUCCAGUGGCCUUUAAGAAAGCGCGGGUGGACAACCGAAGAAGAAUUUGAUCAUUCAAGAAGCAAUUUGAAAGGAUACCGAAGCAUGCGCAGGAAUGCUCAGCCCUAGCAAACUCUCUUUACAUUUGUAUAUAUUCUUCAUGUAUUUAUUUUCUACUUAUUCCCUUUUUUUUGUCUUUAGAUUCUUCAAAUUCUUGAGAUAUAAAGCCUCAUUUCUUUAUAAUAUUUUAGAUUAACUUUACUGGUUUAAAAUUCAA